GCAAGCUCCUCCCUCCCAGCCCCUCCUCACCCGCCACGCUUGGAAACAAAUCAAUUUCCUGUCGUAGCUCUGUCAGUCUUUCUUUUUGGCGCGGCUCUAGCGGGGAACGGUCGUUUGCGUAUCACCGUUCGCUUCAGCAGUGUUGAAAAAAAGUGUUAAUUUUUUAAGUUUAGUUUAACUUCAAGUGUUCUCAGCAAAAUGAGACCACAGCAGAAUGGAGAUGAUGGCUUUGAUGAGCCCGAGGUUCACCGCAAAAUCUUUAUCGGUGGGUUGAACUAUCGCACCACCGACGAGUCUCUAAAAUCCCAUUUUGAGAAAUGGGGAGAAAUCGUCGAUGUUGUAGUCAUGAAGGACCCGAAAACCAAGAGAUCCCGUGGGUUCGGCUUCAUCACUUAUUCCAAGGCACACAUGGUGGAUGAUGCCCAGAACAACAGGCCGCAUCGCAUUGACGGACGUGUUGUCGAAACUAAGCGCGCGGUUGCAAGACAAGACAUUAAAAACCCUGAGGCUGGUGCCACAGUGAAGAAACUGUUUAUUGGUGGCAUCAAGGAUGACCAUGAUGAAGAGCAGCUUAGGGAAUACUUCUCGAACUACGGCCAAGUUCAGAGCGUCAGUGUGGUCACGGACAAGGCGACCGGCAAGAAGAGGGGAUUCGGAUUCGUUGAAUUCGAUGACUACGACCCUGUUGACAAAGUUUGUUUGAAUGCCCCCCACAAGAUCAAUGGAAAGCCGUUGGAUGUCAAGAAAGCUCUUCCUAAGGAUGGUUCUGAACAGAGGGGAGGAAGACAAGGUCAAGGCAGAAACGAUAGCUGGGGCAACCAGGGUGGCUAUGGAAACAACCAGGGCGGUUGGGGCAACAACUCAAACCCAUGGGAUAAUAACCAAGGGGGUGGAGGAGGCUGGGGUGGUAACCAAGGGGGUGGUUACGGGGGUGGCGGCGGCGGCAACAGCCGCGGAGGAUGGGGGGGUGGUAACCAGGAGUUUGGCAACUACGGCCAACAGAGCUACAGCGGGGGUCCGACUAGGAACCAGCAAUAUGGGGGCAACAACCGCGCCCAGCCCUACAGCAUGAACCAGGGUGGCGGCGGUGGCGGCGGCGGCGGCGGCUACGGCGGCGGUAGCUAUGGCGGCGGCAGCCAGGGUGGCAACCGAGGUGGCGGCGGAAGAUUCUAAACAACGUUUCGUGCUAAGUACACUAGUAAAGCAGAGUUUUCCGAGCUAGUGUAGGCAGUACGCUCCGGAGCACUAGUCACAUGGUCCGCCCGCGAGACCACCUAGGAGACGCCGUCAGGAUACCAUAGAUGUAGCUGGAGCUCUUGACUCUUAGUAAAAUAUUCAUAGUAUUUUUUAAAUGUGUACUGAUUUGUAAGUUGGUCUUCUAUUUAUUGUAGUACUUAGGUACUUAUCGUGACAUACUUUUUAAGGAUCUUAGAUGAUGUAAUAUGAGAAUUAGUUACGUUUUUUACGAAUAAUUAAGUACAAUUUAGGAUAAUUCCUGUAAGAAAACCCUUCAUAGAAGCUAGGUGGAUUAAACUGAUUUAAGUUGACUAGAAUAAUAUGAGGUGAAACAUUAAUUUUCCAGAGUUCACUCAGUAUUAAGUUCUCAAAUAGCUGUUAUAUGAAAAAAUAGGCUUAGAAAUUAUUGACUUGUAGGUUUAAUUAAAAUUAAUGUAUAAUAAAUUUAAAUACAAAAUCA
This is a messenger RNA of Ostrinia furnacalis (Asian corn borer), 1696 nucleotides long. RefSeq names its product heterogeneous nuclear ribonucleoprotein 87F. The record is from RefSeq and is a predicted model, not a curated record. Bases 199 to 1173 code for a protein of 324 amino acids. Gene Ontology annotation, biological process: mRNA splicing, via spliceosome. Gene Ontology annotation, cellular component: catalytic step 2 spliceosome. NCBI's taxonomy places the organism in Eukaryota, Metazoa, Arthropoda, Insecta, Lepidoptera, Crambidae. Gene Ontology annotation, molecular function: mRNA 3'-UTR binding. The transcript is spliced from 6 exons.